Messenger RNA from Seminavis robusta, 756 nucleotides. Lineage: Eukaryota; Bacillariophyta; Bacillariophyceae; Naviculales; Naviculaceae. The record is from the annotation of a GenBank genome assembly.
AGAAAACAUCCACAAGAAACACUAUAGACUACCGUACCGGUAGCUCACAACCAAGCAACGGCCGAUCACUACAGUACAGCCAUGAUGGAAUCACUCCCCGCACCUCCAGCUGCGACACCUCGAAGUGAAUCCGAUUUCCAGAACUGGAAGUCGGUCAAAAAGCAUCGUUCCCCCGCCUUUCGAGAUGUUCCUUCCAAUGAGAGAAGAGGACAUUCAUGCUUUGGCUGCCUCUGUGAUAUGCGGCGCGCAGUCAUCGCAUGCAACGCUGUAAGCCUUGUCUUUGCUCUAGUCGAAAUCGUCGCGGCCAUCACGCUUCUGGCACUCUACGAGGAACUUGAAACAAAGAAUGAUGAUCAAGAUGGCACUGUCGGAGCAUCCUCUGUAGAAUGGUUUCGAUUCAAUAAUCAUGAGAUGUCCAAAACGAUACUUGGAAUCGCGCUGGGCUUUGGCCUUCUCUCCACUGUGUUCUUUUCACUGGGGAUCCGGGGUGCGAAGCAAUACGACACAAGCCUGGUAGGCAGUGCACUCUUCUAUUACUGUGUGAAUGUGAUUGCCAACUUGAUUCUCUUGAGUCCACUGGGGGUGCUAUUUGCAGGUCUCGCUGUGUACCCUCAUAUCAUGCUCUACCUGGAACUCCGAAAUGGCAUCAUGAGUGAAGAGAACUAUAUAAACGAAAGGAACACCUGCUGCUUGGUAUAAUAUUUCCAGCUUCUAUCACUACAAUCAUUCUUUCAUUGGUCCAAACAUUGCUCUCAG